Geodia barretti is the source of this 1470-nucleotide messenger RNA. The record is from the annotation of a GenBank genome assembly. NCBI's taxonomy places the organism in Eukaryota, Metazoa, Porifera, Demospongiae, Tetractinellida, Geodiidae.
AUGGCCGAUUCGAGCAACCAGCUUGUUGUUAUUAACGACACCACCUAUUCCAUAGUGGAACUGCCACCAAGUGAUACUGAGCUUGUCGUGGCGGAGCGAAAGAAGUUGUUGGGUCAUAUUGAUCUCCGAUCACUUGUGCAAGAUUUGGGCCGAGUGGGAAGAUGCAUCCAGGUCGCUUUCAAUGGUGUUAUUGCGGCGGGUCCCAAAUAUACCGAUCUUCAAAUCAAAGUACAACGGCUUGGCUACGACGUGACGAGGCUGUGCGACAAGUCCGCUGUUACGGUUUCGAAGUUUAAGCGUGCAUCCACGACGAUCUUGACGGAUCUUCAAUCGACAUACGAAUAUCUGCUCUCCGGUUUCGAGGAUAUGGCUCUCGAUACGCUCUCUUCUGUUUCCGACUUAGCCGGACAGAUGGCUGCUGCAGCGGAAGAUUUGCACAGAAGCUUUGACGACGAAGCUCAUAAGGUGGAGGAAGUCCUCGAGGAAACGCAGCGCGAAGAAGGUGCGCGGGAACGUUACGCGCUAGAAAUGAAGAAAAAGAAGACUGAUUUUGAACAACAGCAGAAAGACCAGCAUAAGUUACUGAAAAGGGCAGCAGAAAAGGAGGAGCAGGCGGAAGCUAGGUAUCGUGAAUGUGAAUUGCAGGGUGACAAGGCAUUACAGGAUCUGGGUGAUGACGGUGGUUUCUUUCAGAAGUUAGGAAAUGGCCUUACGAAUAAGUUUAUUGGGACUCCAAUCUUUGGAACAAGCAAAGAAACAAAACAGCAAAAGUAUGAAGCUAUCAACAAAAACAAGAGGGAAGCACUUGAAAUGAGAAUGCAACAAGAAAAAGAGCGACUGGAGGCCUACAAGAAGCUGGGCGAGUUCACCGUCAUUGUUAAAAACUGUGAAGGUGAAGAAGAAUUUGCAAAGAGUUCGGCACAAGCUCUGCACAAGGCCAUGGAGGGUUUGAAGAUACUUGCUGCACUCAUGAUGCAAGCUGCACUUUUUUGGAAACAGAUGCAAGACCACUGCAAGUCACUUGCUGAUGACAAGCUGAAGGACAAAGUCGAGAGUGCCAUGAGCAAGUAUGACGAGACAAAGCGCUUGAAACUUUGGACAUCGAAACCGUUUAAAAUUCAAGCUGUUCGAUUUUAUGCUGGCUGGGUGGCAUUGGACAACGUGUGUGGAGAAUACAUGGAAGCAAUCAAGGAAACACAAGCCGAGCUGUACAAAUAUAUCCAGGAAAAUCCGACGUACGAAGAUGCGAAGAAGAGGGUGGGAGAUCUUGCUCUCACUUUUCAGAAGGAGAUAGAAGAUGCCAAGAAAGCAUGUGCUGAGAGGGAUUCUGAAAUGCAAAAGGAAUUUGAUAGUCUGACUGUAUAAAAGUGGACUGUAGGUUUAUUUGACGUUUAGGCUAGCAUUAUAACUACCUUGUCUUUGCCUUAGUUAUGCGAGAUGUCUUGAAACAACCGCGGAUAAAGACAUUUG